GUUGCUGGGGGCGGUGGUGAUCCCAAUGAAGGGGAUCGUCGUGGGGCGACUGGAAGCGCCGGUCUCUUCAAGUGCGCAUUUAAUAUCUUUAUGGGAAAUGUGGCGUCUGGCGUGUUUCUCCUGCCCAACUUCUACCGGUAUGCUGGGUAUGUGAUGUCCCCAAUCAUUGGCCUGGUCCUCGGCUCCAUCGUGGUGGACUGUUCCCGGCUGCUGCUCCGCGCCAAAACAAUGGUGAACCGAGGCUCUGUUUCGGACUAUUUGCAGCUUUGUGGUUUUGUGCUCGGGAAACCCUUUCAGUGCGUUUUUCUCUUGGCCCUGCUUUUGACCCAACUCGGCUUCUGUGUGGUUUACCUGCAGCUGUUUGGAGGCACCAUCGCAAGACUUGCGGCAACAUUUCCAGGCGCGGAGUAUAUUUGGAUGACCUUUAUGUUUGUCGUUGUCCUGCCCAUGACAUUUUUUGGCCAUAACUCGGCGUUUCUCUUGGUUAUAUCCAUCAUCUCCGCAGUAUCUAUGAUUUUCGCGAUGAUUGUUACGAUGGCUCUGGCGCUUCACAUGAUUCGUGAACGGGGCGUGGAAGUAACCGAACAAGCUUGGGGAAAUGAUAUACCGUUUGGUUGGUUUACCAACGCGGCAAGUACCAUGAUGCUGCUGGGGGGAAUUGCUGCUGUUUUGCCCGUCGAGAAUUCGUGCAAGAAGAGGCCUUCGUUUCCGCGGGUGCUUACCCUCGUUCUGUACUCGGUUGUUGGCUUGUAUUUGCUGUACGGGUUGGUUGUGAGCCUGGCGACCGGCCCGGAGCUUCAUGUGCUGAUGCUGGCUCAAUUUGCCGAGCUGGCCGAGCUUCCGCUUUACCUUGCUGCGCGUAUGGCAUAUAUGCUGAAUAUCCUGUGCUCGUACCCCAUCCUCUUUACGCCCGCGGUGUUGCAGCUGGACUCACUGCUUGGGUGCCGCCCCCGGUCUAGCAAAGGAGUCUUGACGCGGAUUGCCGCAAAUCUGGUCGUGUGUGCCGUUGCGAUGGGCGCCGGAACCGGCACCGUCUUUUUUGUGGCCCCCCUGAUUGGGGCGCUCCCGGCUGCGGUCAUCUUGCUGCUGCUGCCGGCGCUGCUCUCGCUCUUCGUGGAGUCCAGCGUGGAGGACCCUGCCGAGCCCCGCAUGACGCGGGAGUACUGGCGGCGCAGCCUAUUUGGCAGGCGCUGCACACUCAUCAGGGCACGUGCCUACGUGUACCUUCUCCUUGGCGCCCUGAUUAUGGCUCUGGGGACCCUCGGCGUCGUGAAGGCUCUCGUGAGGUGA
Messenger RNA from Trypanosoma conorhini, 1290 nucleotides. Its product is annotated as amino acid transporter. Lineage: Eukaryota; Euglenozoa; Kinetoplastea; Trypanosomatida; Trypanosomatidae. Gene Ontology annotation, cellular component: vacuolar membrane. Gene Ontology annotation, biological process: amino acid transmembrane transport. The transcript has a single exon. Gene Ontology annotation, molecular function: amino acid transmembrane transporter activity. The annotation marks the transcript as partial. The record is from RefSeq and is a predicted model, not a curated record.